Messenger RNA from Vigna angularis (adzuki bean), 3243 nucleotides. Its product is annotated as MDIS1-interacting receptor like kinase 2. The record is from RefSeq and is a predicted model, not a curated record. Gene Ontology annotation, biological process: protein phosphorylation. NCBI's taxonomy places the organism in Eukaryota, Viridiplantae, Streptophyta, Magnoliopsida, Fabales, Fabaceae. Bases 23 to 3100 code for a protein of 1025 amino acids. Gene Ontology annotation, molecular function: ATP binding; protein binding; protein kinase activity. The transcript is spliced from 2 exons.
UGUAGUAUACCAUACCUCAAUCAUGAGUACCUCAAACAUGGUCUUCACUGUGCUUUCAGUAGCUCUCUGUUCACUGUUAGGCCUCCAUUUUUUCACCAUUUUUUCUUCUGCUGCCACCAUUGAUGAAAACCAAGUGAGGGAAGCAGGUGCUUUACUUGAGUGGAAAGCUAGCCUUGACAACCAAAGCCAAGCUUCUCUGUCUUCAUGGACUGAAGGUGUGAAUCAUUGCAAGUGGAAAGAAAUCAUUUGUGACAAAUCCAACUCUGUCACCACUAUAAAUGUAGCAAAUCAUGGCCUAAAAGGUACUCUUCACACUCUCAACUUCUCAUCUUUUCCAAACCUGCUAACUCUGGAUGUCAGUAACAACAGUUUCAGUGAUACUAUUCCUCAACAAAUUGCUAACCUGUCCAGAGUUUCUGAGUUGAUAAUGAAUAAAAACAAUUUUAGUGGUCCAAUCCCCAUUUCCAUGACCAAGUUGGCCAACUUGAAGAUUCUAAACUUGAAAUACAAUAACAUUUCUGGCCCUCUUCCUGAAGAGAUUGCAGAAUUGAGGAACUUAGAGAGUCUGUUAUUUGAAUCAAAUCACCUUUCUGGUACCAUUCCUCCAACAAUUGGAAGGAUGGCCAACCUUGUCGAACUUAAUCUGCAACUCAACUCUAUCAAUGGUACAAUCCACCCUUCAAUUAGAAACUUGACAAAUUUAAAAUUCCUCAGGCUCCAACAAAAUAUACUCUAUGGCCCCAUUCCACAUUUCAUAGGAGAGAUGACCAAUUUGCAUGCUCUUGAAAUCGAUCAAAAUAGAUUUACAGGACAAAUUCCUCCCAAUAUUGGAAACUUGACAAAGAUGGUCAAUUUGUCCUUGGCCGCUAACAUGCUUUUUGGACCAAUUCCUCCCUCCCUGGGAAACUUGGUCAAUCUAAAGGCCUUAGAACUUUCCAGGAACAAUCUUUCCGGAGUUGUUCCUCCCAGCAUGGGAAAUUUGACAAACCCCAUCUAUUUAGUUUUGCAUACCAACAAACUUGAAGGCCGAUUACCACCAGGAAUGAAUAACUUCACCAAUUUAAUAAGCUUACAACUAGCUGGAAAUAGUUUCACUGGCCCUCUGCCCCAACAAAUUUGCCUUGGUGGGUCACUAACGUCUCUCAGUGCUGAAGGUAAUAAUUUCACGGGUCCAGUUCCAAAAAGCCUGAAAAAUUGCUCCAGUCUUAUGAGACUCAAACUAGAAGGAAACCGGUUGAGUGGAAAUAUAUCAGAUGAUUUUGGUGUUUAUCCAUUGUUGAAUUACAUUGAUCUGAGUGGGAAUAAUUUUUACGGCGACAUUUCUCCAAAUUGGGCAAAGUGUCCUAGUCUCUCAAGCCUUAUAAUGUCCAACAACAACUUAACCGGUAGUAUACCACCAGAACUCAGCCGGGCACCCAGGUUAGCAGAUCUUAACUUGUCUUCAAAUCAUUUAACUGGGAGAAUUCCAAAAGAACUCGGGAAGCUGACAUCUUUAUUGAAGCUAUCAGUAAGCAACAAUGAACUUUCUGGCUCUAUUCCUACAGAAAUAGGUGCUUUGUCGAACCUUGACACUCUGGAGCUUUCGGCAAAUAAUUUAGAUGGUGCAAUUCCAAAACAGUUGGCAGAGUUAUUCAAGUUGAUUCGCUUGAACUUGAGCAACAACAGAUUGACAGAAAGCAUUCCCUUGGAAUUGGGUCGUUUGCAAUCUCUUGAAAGCCUUGAUCUUAGUGUCAAUUUGUUAAAUGGAGAAAUACCAUCUUCACUUGCAAGUAUGCAAAGUUUGGAAACGCUAAAUCUCUCUCACAACAAUCUCUCUGGAGGCAUUCCAUCUAAUUUUAAGGAUGGCUUGGCAAAGAUUGACAUAUCUAACAACCAAUUGGAGGGUCCAAUUCCUAACAGUCGGGCCUUUCGCAAUGUUUCAUUUGAUGCAUUGAAAGGUAAUAAAGGCUUGUGUGGAAAUGUCCACGGUUUGGUGCCUUGCAACAGUCGUAUUGGUAAAGUGAAAAGAAAUGUCACCAUGUUGGCAUUAGUCCUUACUUUGGGUGCUCUACUUCUGGUAGUACUCGUGGUUGUAGUUUUGUUUUGUAUUCGCUACAGAAGAACAAUAACAGAAGGCAAAAAGGAGGAUGCUAAAGAAGAAGAAACUCAGGAACAUUAUGCCAUAUGGAGUUAUGAUGGAAAAUUAGUGUAUGAAAAUAUCAUUGAAGCCACAGAGAAUUUUGAUGACAGAUAUCUUAUUGGAGUAGGAGGGUCUGCAUCUGUUUAUAGGGCUAAAUUACCCACAGGACAGACUGUUGCUGUGAAAAAGAUUCAUGCUGCACCCGAUGAAGAAACACCGGAUUUAAAAGCUUUUAUGACUGAGGUUAAAGCCUUGGCAGAAAUCAAGCAUCGUAACAUUGUGAAGUCACUUGGAUAUUGUUUACAUCCACGUUUCUCCUUUUUGGUUUAUGAGUUCCUAGAGGGUGGUAGUUUGGAUAGAGUACUCAUGGAUGAUGUACGUGCAACAACGUUUGAUUGGAACAUGAGGGUAAAGGUUGUUAAAGGUGUCGCUAAUGCUUUGUAUCAUAUGCAUCAUGGUUGCUUUCCUCCUAUCAUUCAUCGAGACAUAUCAAGCAAGAAUGUUCUUAUAGAUUCGGAAUACGAAGCAAAAAUUUCUGACUUUGGAACAGCUAAAAUUCUGAAUCCUGAUUCACGCAAUUUAACAGCUUUUGCAGGCACAUAUGGGUAUGCUGCACCAGAGCUUGCUUAUACAAUGGAAGUGAAUGAAAAAUGUGAUGUGUUCAGUUUUGGAGUGCUUUGCUUUGAAAUAAUGAUGGGAAAGCACCCAGGAGAUCUCAUUCCAUCGUUGUUUCCAUCUUCUGAAACAACAUCAGCGUAUAAUUUGCUGUUGAAGGAUAUGUUGGACCAAAGACUAGCCCUUCCAGAGAAUCCAGUUGAUGAGGAGGUGAUUUUGAUUGCCAAAGUAACAUUUGCUUGCUUAAGUGAAACUCCACGUUUUCGUCCAAGCAUGGAACAAGUGUAUAACGAUUUUGUGAUGCCAAAAUCAUCUUCGCUCAAUUCACUCUCCAUCGUCACACUUGCUCAACUUGUCAAUAACUGAACCUUCUUUUCUGCUGUGGUGUAAGGUUUUCUUACGUUCAUGUUUUCUGUAAGCGUGUUUGAUGUAGUUUCUGCAAUUGUUAUGUUUGUUUCAUCAAAUAAAUAGUGCGAUUUUAAGGGGAAAGUAAUGUUUUUGGUUUUCAU